Messenger RNA from Eurypyga helias (sunbittern), 1395 nucleotides. Its product is annotated as rab GTPase-activating protein 1-like. The record is from RefSeq and is a predicted model, not a curated record. NCBI's taxonomy places the organism in Eukaryota, Metazoa, Chordata, Aves, Eurypygiformes, Eurypygidae.
GUAUUUUCAAAUGGAGAUGAUCAGCUGGAGAAGGCAAUGGAAGAGAUACUGGGUGAUUCUGAAAAGGACCAGAACAAUUUCACUGCUCUCCAAGAAGGUUCCAGUGAUGCAAGCAGCCAGGCAGCUAGAGAUGGGUCAGCAGGUCAAACAAAUCAGCCGUCUUUGCACCUUGCUUUAGACCCUUCUGCUACAGAAAUCUGUGCACCAAGACCACCUUCUCCCAGCGAGCCCCUGGAAGAGGACAGCGUAUUGUUUAACAAACUGACUUACUUAGGUUGCACAAAGGUGUCUGCUCCUCGAAAUGAGCCAGAAGCUCUACACGCCAUGGCAAACAUGAAAUCCUCAAGUCAGGCCCCUUUACCUGUAACGCUUUAUGUUCCAAACAUUCCAGAAGGCUCUGUAAGAAUAAUAGAUCAAUCAAGCAAUGUGGAGAUAGCCUCUUUUCCAAUCUAUAAGGUGUUGUUUUGUGUACGUGGACAAAAUGGGACUUCUGAGAGUGACUGUUUUGCAUUUACUGAAAGCAGCUGUGGAACUGAGGAUUUCCAGAUUCAUGUUUUCUCCUGUGAGAUUAAAGAGGCAGUCAGCCGAAUUUUGUACAGUUUCUCAACAGCAUUCAAACGUUCUUCCAAACAAGCAUCUGAUCAUGUGAAGGACUUUGCUCUUCCUACUCCAGACAGUGAUGUGUACACUUUCGGUGUUUCCUUAGAAGUCAAAGAAGAUGAUGGAAAAGGAAAUUUUAGCCCUGUGCCAAAGGAUAGAGAGAAAUUGUAUUUCAAGCUUAAACAGGGAAUUGAGAAGAAAGUGGUGGUUACAGUUCAGCAACUCUCAAACAAAGAACUGGCCAUUGAAAGAUGCUUUGGGAUGCUGCUAAGCCCUGGACGAAAUGUGAAGAAUAGUGACAUGCAUUUACUAGACAUGGAAUCCAUGGGAAAAAAAAUAAUCACUGGAAUGUGGAAUCCUAAUGCACCCAUGUUUCUAGCACUUAAUGAAGAAACUCCUAAAGAUAAGCGUGUGUUCAUGACUGUGGCCGUGGAUAUGGUUGUUACUGAAGUAGUAGAGCCGGUGCGGUUUUUGCUGGAGACUGUUGUGCGUGUGUAUCCUGCCAAUGAACGCUUCUGGUACUUCAGCAGAAAAACCUUCACAGAAACUUUUUAUAUGAAGCUAAAACAGUCUGAAGGCAAAAGCCACACAAGUGCUGGGGAUGCAAUUUAUGAAGUUGUCAGUCUACAAAGAGAAUCUGCAAGAGAGGAAGAAUUGGUCAGCCCGACAAGUGGAGGAGGGCCUGUGUCAUCCCAGGAGGAUGAGGCAGAAGAAGGGUACUAAUUAAGAUGAUGGAAAAAAAAACCCUAAACCUUGAGUUUACAAUGUCUUGUCUUAGCCUUGGAAGAAGGCUUU